AUGGCUAGUAUUUCACGCAAAUAUCUCUUCGGGGGUGACAAAAGAUGGUCAACCUCGGACUGGACUGCCUGCGACGACCGUGUGCGCGGCGGCGCAUCCAUAUCUUACCUAGCCAUCAAGUCAUCUACAACAACAAUCACCAAUCCCGAACAAAACCAAGACCAACCCGAAAACGAGUCGAACUCGGUACUGUUCUACGGCAAGCUAGACGCCAGCACCCUCGGCGGCGCUGGGUUCGCGUCCCACCGAAACAAAACCAACACCAUCGACUGGAAUCUGGCAGACUACGACGGCAUCGAGCUACAAAUUGGCGAGUCAGACGGGAAAAGAUAUGUCUUCAUUAUCAAGGACGAGAUUCUUCCCAAACGGCCAGAUGGCAGAAACCGCACCUCCGUGAACUGGGAAUACGAAUUUGUUAUUCCCUCGUCAGAAACGAUGAGAGAAGGGAAUGUGGUGCGGUUACGAUGGAAGGACUUUCGGCCUACAUAUCGAGGGCGACUAAAGGAUGAUUUGAAGCGGGAAUUGAAUGUAGCAGGUAUCAAAAGGGUUACUAUAAUGAUGCGGAGUUUCUUCGGCUAUCAAGAAGGCGGCUUCGAGCUCGAAAUCAAAAGUAUCGCUGCAUUCAAGGAAGAGGAGGAGGAUUCCGAGACGACACUUCCAGCCAUACAAGACACAGCAGGACAACAGGAAGCAGGCAUCGAUAGAGAAGCAGCUAUAGUUACGAGAGCGGAAAGUGCGCGAAGCAGACCAGGCGAACGACAGCGGCCAGGGAGUCUGCUUAGGCGUCUUUGGUCAGCCUGCUGCGGAUAUUGA
Talaromyces atroroseus is the source of this 813-nucleotide messenger RNA. RefSeq lists its product as hypothetical. The coding region runs from base 1 to 813 and encodes 270 amino acids. Gene Ontology annotation, biological process: NADH dehydrogenase complex assembly. The transcript is spliced from 3 exons. The record is from RefSeq and is a predicted model, not a curated record. NCBI's taxonomy places the organism in Eukaryota, Fungi, Ascomycota, Eurotiomycetes, Eurotiales, Trichocomaceae.